AUGUCUGGGGUGAAAGAGAACUUUGUCAUUCCCUUCACGGGAGCGCUCCAAGCAUCGCUUGCAGUGCUGCUAACCAUUUUCUACGGUGUCAUUGCAGCGCAGUUUGAUCUAUUGAAUGAGAAGUCGGCAAAGGACAUUUCCAAAGCUUGUGUCAGGCUGUUCCUGCCUGCUUUGCUAAUCGUCAAUGUCGGACAGCAGUUGAGUCUCGAAUCUGUGAGUACACGCUUGGCAAUGCAGGAGACCGACAGCAAGGCUGAUACGAGCAUCACANNGGGAACCAAGUAUUUGGCCGUCUUCAUCUGGGCCAUCAUCUACAAUGUGCUUAGCAUGGUCUUUGGUCUUGCCGUGUAA
Messenger RNA from Aureobasidium musti, 351 nucleotides. Lineage: Eukaryota; Fungi; Ascomycota; Dothideomycetes; Dothideales; Saccotheciaceae. The record is from the annotation of a GenBank genome assembly.